This is a messenger RNA of Zingiber officinale, 2387 nucleotides long. Its product is annotated as terpene synthase 10-like. The record is from RefSeq and is a predicted model, not a curated record. The transcript is spliced from 7 exons. Gene Ontology annotation, molecular function: terpene synthase activity; magnesium ion binding. NCBI's taxonomy places the organism in Eukaryota, Viridiplantae, Streptophyta, Magnoliopsida, Zingiberales, Zingiberaceae. The coding region runs from base 564 to 2348 and encodes 594 amino acids. Gene Ontology annotation, biological process: diterpenoid biosynthetic process.
UCGAUUAUCUUAUCAAACAAGUUUGAACACCCCAAAGCUCGGCUCGACUCGGCUCGGCUCGGCUCGGCUCGGCUCGUUUACAGCCCUAACUAGUCUUGUGUUUUCAGCAGACAAUCCGUAAACGUCGCUUUCGCUGACCAUGUUUUGCUUGCACAUGCAAAAAUAAUAAUAAUAAAAUCUUUUUCACGAGAACUCGGCGUUAUGCUUUCGUUUUAAAAUAGGAGACGGCAUUAUAUUACUCCUGUUUUUCCUACCCAUAUUAAAGUUUUUUCAGUAAACAUGACUCUUUUGCUUGUUCCAUCCAUCAAUCACAUCAUAUAUUUACGCCCCAAUUUCGAAGACAACAUUAACGAUGCUUUAGUUAGUUUUCAUUGAUUAAUUAGAAGAAUACUUAGCUUGCAGUUGAAGGAUCGAUGCUUACGACCAUAUCACGGCACUGACGUCCAUAUAUAGCAUGUACACUUCCUCUGCUCUGCUCUGCUCUGUAUAAGGAAUGCCCCAACUCAACCAAUUCAACGUAUCAAUCAGCUGCCUCCAACAAUCUGACAAGCAUUACGUUAAUCAUGUCUCCUUCUCUUGUCGCAGCAUCAUACAUCCCUUUUCACCUAAAGCUCUGUGAUCUCCGGCGAUCCACCACCACCGAGCGGCCAUGCUUUCCACUCAUCCAUUGCACGGCCAGCAGGCAAUCGCCGGCGUUGGGAAAAUCGACCCAUUACCGGCCCAACUCGUGGUGCAACGACUACAUACAGUCACUCACCGUUAACUCUCCUGUAGAGGAGAAGGAUCAGACAAGGAGAAUAGUGUUGCUGAAAGAGAGAAUUAGAAAAGUAAUAUGUGAGAAGAAGGAAGUGGAAGAGCAGCUCCGGCUGAUCGACCACCUGCAACAACUUGGAGUGGCUUACCAUUUCAAAGACGACAUUAAAGAUGCUUUAGCUAGCAUUCAUGCAUCACUAGAAGACAUAAUUAGCUUGCAGCAGAAGGAUACUGACGUCCAUGUCACUGCACUUCUCUUCAGGCUUUUUAGAGAAAACGGCUUCUCGAUCACAGACGAUAUCUUCAAGAGUUUCAGGAAUGGGAACGGCCAGUUCUUCGAAUUUUCCGUCGAAGGAAUGCUGAGUUUACAUGAGACAGCUUUUUACGGAACAGAGAAGGAAGUGAUACUGCAGGAGGCCAUGGAUUUCACCACCCGGAAAUUGAGAGAUCUCCUGGACCAAGGAUCCAUUACUGAACCUGGCCUAAAGCAGAAAGUGUCCCACGCGUUGGAGCUCCCAUUGAACUGGAGGUUGGAAAGACUACACGCCAGGUGGUUCAUACAACUCUGCAGCCAAAGCAACAAAGACGAAUGCAGUAUGAUUAAUCCUGUACUUUUAGAAUUCGCAAAGUUGGAUUUCAACAGGGUUCAGGAUACGCACAAGAAAGAACUCAGCAAACUUUCGAGAUGGUGGUCAGAUCUUGGACUCGCACAGCGUCUGCCAUUCUUCAGAGACAGGUUGAUGGCCAACUACUUGUGGACCGUUGGGUGCGCCUUUGAACCAGAGUAUUGGAGUUUUCGAGAGAUAGAGACCCAAGCCAAUUGCUUCAUCGCACUGCUGGAUGAUGUUUACGACGUCCACGGCAACUUGGAAGAGCUUGAGAUAUUCACAGAUGCAAUAGAAAGGUGGGAUGUCAAUGCGGUUGACAAACUCCCAGAUUACCUGAGGCUCUGUUUUCUGGCCGUCUUCAACACAGCAAACGAAGCUGCCUAUCGAGUACUCAAAGAAAAAGGGUUUAACGUACUGCCAUAUCUAAGGAGAGCUUGGAGUGAUCUCUGCAAAGCCUUUUUGUUGGAAGCUAAAUGGUCUCACGAGAAGUACACCCCCACAGUCGGAGAGUAUUUGGAAAAUGGAUGGAUCUCGGGAUCAGGGCAUAUCUUCCUCACUAAUGCCUACUGCAUGAGCCCAUACUUAACCAAAACAGACCUAGAAAAUUUCAGAACUUACACACGAUUUCUACAAUGGUCCUCCAUGAACUUUCGCCUCUGCAAUGAUCUCGUUGAAAUGGGAAGAAGCGAUGGGCCCUCGGUCAUCCACUGUCUGAUGCAGGAGAAAGAUGUUUUAGAGGCGGAGGCUCGGGAGAUGAUCAAGGAGAUGAUCAUGGCAAAUUGGAGAGCCAUGAACGGGGAUCGAGUGAAUUAUACAAAUAUGUUCGAGGAAAACUUCAAGAUUUGCGCGAUCAACCUUAAUCGAACGGCGCAGUUUUUCUACCGGGGUACAGAUAGAUACAGUGAGUACGAUUCAGAAAUCAAAGAUUCAGUGGUCUCAUUGUUAGUCGAACCGAUCUAUAUACGUACACUAUAUAGAUUUACAUAAGCUUAACGUUGGAAAUAAUAUGAAUGGAAAAGUUGUGGA